AUUCAAAGGUCGAUCAAAGCCCCAACUUAGUCAGUAGGGCCGAUAAUAACUACCUCAGCGUCAGAUACUCAUGUCUCUAUUCGUAUACGUUGGCAGUGUCUGCUGAUAUCGUAUUUCUUGACACGUCUCGCAGCUAUCGCGACUGAAUACAUUUAAUCUUUUGUACAUGAUGAGGACGCGCCAAUAGGCAAACUACGGGACCUCUCAACAUUGCAUUGAUCAGGCCUGCAAUUGCAAAGGAUUGAAAAGCCAUGACAUAAAGAGUAAAUACUCAACACGUGGAAUCGUUCCUGUCGGGCAUCGCCCUUUCUGAUAUCAUGAGCCACCUUCGACGAAGAAGAAUCAGCGGCACUUCACCAGCUUUGUUACCCACUGGCCUCGCCAGUUUUGUCCAAGUAGACGUUGAAGGACAUCUGUUUGACGACAAUGGCCUGUGGAGAGAAGCCCCCGUCUUCAAAGGCACCACCAAAUUCGACCCCCUCCCCGACAUGAAGAACAUCCUCGUGACCGGUGGAGCAGGUUUCAUCGCAUCGUGGGUAGUCCGCCACCUGACUCUAACAUACCCUGACGACUACAACAUUGUAUGCUACGACAAACUCGACUACUGUGCCUCCAUGUCUAAUAUCCGCUCCCUCGGCACCAGCAACAACUUCAGAUUUGUACACGGUGAUAUUACCAACCCCUCCACUGUACGUGCGUGCCUGGUCGAACAUAAGAUUGACACCAUUCUGCAUUUUGCCGCGCAAUCACACGUCGAUCUAUCUUUCGGCAACAGCUACGAGUUCACAAACACAAACGUAUUUGGCACACACGUGCUGCUCGAGUCGGCGCGCGAAGUCGGACUGAAGCGUUUCGUGCAUAUCUCCACCGACGAAGUUUAUGGCGAGGUCAGUGAUGACGAGGAGGGGUUAAUCGAGAAUACGAUCCUGGCGCCGACAAAUCCAUAUGCGGCGAGCAAAGCGGCGGCCGAGAUGCUGGUCAAUGGGUACUGGAAGAGCUUUAAAUUGCCCGUCAUGAUCAUUCGGAGCAAUAAUGUAUACGGCCCGCACCAAUACCCGGAGAAAGUGAUUCCGAAAUUCACGUGUCUGCUGAACAGACAGCAGAAACUGCUGCUGCAUGGGGACGGAAAGCAUGCGCGCAAAUAUCUGUACGCAGGAGAUGCGUGUGAUGCGUUUGACACGAUUCUACACAAGGGCACGAUGGGGCAGGUUUACAACAUCCCGUCAAACGACGAGAUCUCGAACCUGAAUUUGUGUUCGCAGUUGUUGGACUAUUUCGGGUAUCCGAACUCGACAAGCAGCGAAUUCUACAUGUGUGUGCAGCACACGCAGGACAGGCCCUUCAACGAUCGGCGGUAUGCAGUAGACGGGAGUAAACUGAAGCAGCUAGGAUGGUCGCAGAAGACGAGUUGGGAGGAAGGCUUCAAGACAACUGUGGGUUGGUAUAUAAAGUACGGGGAGACUUGGUGGGGAGACAUUGAAGGAGUGUUCACGGCAUUUCCGACAAUCACUGAGGGUGACGUUUCUACGGUUGAGAAUGUUUAUGAGAGGCCGGAGAGGCUCGGAAGUAUUGAUAUUGGAAGGUUGAAUGGUGUCAUCCCGGAAGAGCCUCGUGCUGAGGAUGCAUCAGAUACGCCAGUUCAUGAGGCGAUCGAAGAUAUCACACCGAUGCCAUUACCCGAGGCAGCGCAUAAUACGCAGGGCUUUGCCCUAUAGAUAUUUCCUAGAUAUGGAUAGAAAUCUGUUUUGAACAUGAGAUGACGAUGAAAGCUUAUCUUGCCAUAACUACGACGCCUCUUGGUGGUGGAGAGCAAAGGCUUGUUAGUCGUACUGUAGAGCAGAGG
Molecule: messenger RNA, 1843 nt
Organism: Pseudovirgaria hyperparasitica
Lineage: Eukaryota; Fungi; Ascomycota; Dothideomycetes; Acrospermales; Acrospermaceae
Product: NAD(P)-binding protein
Exons: 3
Coding region: 318-1715 (465 amino acids)
Biological process (GO): nucleotide-sugar metabolic process
Molecular function (GO): dTDP-glucose 4,6-dehydratase activity
Source: RefSeq, a predicted model, not a curated record